This is a messenger RNA of Coffea arabica (coffee), 1347 nucleotides long. The record is from RefSeq and is a predicted model, not a curated record. NCBI's taxonomy places the organism in Eukaryota, Viridiplantae, Streptophyta, Magnoliopsida, Gentianales, Rubiaceae.
AUGGCGUGGCUGCCUUUCGGACAUGAAUUGGUUGAUCCUAAAGGGUUCCUGAGAAGCUGGAACAACAGUGGUAUUGGAGCUUGUUCGGGUGGCUUGGCCGGGAUUAAAUGUGCUCGGCGACUAGUAAUUGUAAUCCAGCUUCCCUGGAAAGGUCUAGGUGGUCGAGUAACUGAAAAAAUUGGGCAGCUUCAAGCUCUCAGAAAGCUUAGCCUCCACAAUAAUGCAAUUGGUGGUGCAAUUCCUUCCUCGUUGGGGCUUUUGCCUAACCUCAGAGGUGUUCAAUUAUUCAAUAAUCGAUUUUCUGGUUCAAUCCCACCUACACUUGGUUUGAGUCCCCUUCUUCAAUCACUAGAUUUCUGUAACAACUCCCUCUCUGGAACUAUUCCGGCUACUCUUGCCAAUUCAACCAGGCUCUUUAGGCUUAAUUUUAGCUACAACUCUUUGUCUGGUUCAAUUCCCACCAGCCUUACUCAAUCGCAAUCGCUGAUUUUUCUUGCUCUAGAGCACAACAAUCUCUCUGGUUCCAUUCCUGACUCUUGGGGUGGAAAUGUGAAGGCCCAAAUUCCUGCAGCUGUAAACAAACUACAGAAACUAUCUGUUCUCAACUUGAGAAAUAACCAAUUUGCUGGUCCUAUUCCAGCAACAGUUGGGAACAUUUCUUUCCUGACACAAGUUGAUUUAUCUCAAAACAAGUUUAGUGGAGAGAUUCCAGCAUCUAUAGGUGAUUUACCUAAUCUUAGUUCCUUUAAUGUGUCUUACAACAAUCUGUCCGGUCCUGUUCCAACUAAGCUUGCUCAAAAGUUCAAUGCAAGCGCCUUCGUGGGCAAUCUUGAGCUAUGCGGAUACAGUGCAUUAACCCAAUGUCCAAUACCACCCUCUCUGGGCCCAUCAACUCCACCAGAAUCUCCAGCAAAGAAACAUCAUAGACUGAGCACUAAAGACAUUAUUCUCAUCGCAGCUGGGGCUCUCCUCAUCUCCGGAGAAAAAGGCACUCCUCCAACUGCAGGUGAAGUUGAAGCAGCUGGAGAAGCAGGAGGAAAGAUUGUCCACUUUGAUGGACCCAUGGUUUUUACAGCAGACGAUCUGUUGUGUGCCACAGCAGAGAUCAUGGGUAAGAGCACUUAUGGAACAGUAUAUAAGGCAGCAUUGGAGGGCAGUGUUGCUGCAGUGAAGAGAUUGAGAGAGAAGAUUACAAAAGGACAAAGGGAAUUUGAAACUGAGGUUAAUAUACUGGGGAAGAUCAGGCAUCCAAACCUUUUAGCGAUGAGGGCUUAUUAUUUAGGUCCGAAAGGUGAAAACUUCUCCGUAGAUCUUCUCCCUUUUUCCUUUCACUCUUUGAUAGCUUGA